ACACACACACACACACACACAGACAGAUAUAAAUGAGCGCGCGGGUCUCACUCGUCAGUGUGGCGCGGGUCGCGCGCAGACACGCUAGUGUUCAGUUAGUUUCACGCGCAAUAACAGAACAAAGUGUGCGAUGGACCCGACUCCAGUGAACUUUCACUGGAAACUCUGAAGCGAAAAUACCCGUGUAUAAAUAGCCUCUGAUGGUCCUGAUCUCCAGUGAACUGCUGCCGUUACCGGAGGAGCGUCACAGCGCGAGCUGAUUCACCGGUGUGUGUGUGUGUGUGUGUGAUGAGCUGAUCAUGGGUGAAGCGUUCACACACACGCAGCUCUGCGGGAAACAUCUGCGUCUGCUGCUCUUCAUCCUGCUGCCGUGUGUGUGCGUCCUGAUCUGUGUGUGUGUGCUGCUGCUGACGCUCACAGGUUUAUUUGGGAAUGGCCUGCUGGACGCCGGAGCUCCCGUCUCCAUAGCAACGCUCACACCGCUGACCGAUGGUCCCGUUAACAGCACUGAACCCGGCCCAAUGGCAUCCGAUAACGAAACGGUCCCGACCCACGCUCCUCCACACUGGAUGCCUCGUGCCGACGGCUCUUCAUCCUCCUCCUCUUCAUCAACGGGUCCCACCGCUGCCGCCUCGCUGGAUUGGUGGAUGUCCAUUUCCACGGCGACGAGCAUGAGCGCAGAGGCUGGUUCCUGCUCUGACAUCACAGAGAGUCAGUGUCACAUGCUGCCGUACAAUCAGAGUGGUGUGUUGCCGGGGACGACGGUCGUCAAGAGCAGCGAGCUGCAGAUGUUCCUGAAGUUUUUCAGCUAUCUGAGUCGGCUGUCCUGUUACAGGCACAUCAUGCUGUUUGGAUGCUCCAUCGCACUCCCACAAUGCAUCAGCCACGGAGAUCGCAGGACACUGGUGCUGCCGUGUCAGUCGUUCUGUGAGGCGGCUCGUGAAGGCUGUGAACCCGUGCUGCAGAUGUUCAACGCGUCCUGGCCGGACUUCCUGCGCUGCUCUCAGUUUACCAAUAACACGGGAACUGCAGCUGAAAACAUGCCGCUCUGCUACAUGCCACGACAGGCCAGAGGCAAACUCUCUGUGUGCGGAGGAAGUGAUCACUUUCUGUGUGCGACCGGAAUAUGUGUCCCUCUCAAACUAGUGUGCAACGGAUACAACGACUGUGACGACUGGAGCGAUGAGGCCGAUUGCACUUGUGCAGAUGGUCAGUUUUCGUGUGCUACUGGUCGCUGUGUCAGUUCUGAUCUUCUGUGUGACGGCUACGAUGACUGUGGCGAUCUGAGUGACGAGCAGAACUGUGCGUGUGACGGAGCUGAAGAGCAUCGCUGUGGAGAAGGACGCUGUAUUCCUAGAGACUGGCUCUGUGACGGAGACCAUGACUGCCUGGACAAAAGCGACGAGCUGAACUGCUCGUGUAAGUCCCAGGGUUUGGUGGAGUGCAGGAAUAAGCAGUGUAUUCCCAGUGCCUUUCGCUGCGAUGGUGAAGAUGACUGUAAAGAUGGCAGUGAUGAAGAGAACUGCACACAACAACAGACUCAGGGUUUGUGUCCACCUGGUCAGUCCGGUUGUACUUCCAUCUCCUGCUCCUCUGGCUGUCAUGGAAACACAUCAUGUGACCUGCGCAACACUGGCAACAACUGCAGUGGCUGUGAGCCCAUCUCUGUGGAGAUCUGCAUGAAUCUGCCCUAUAACUCCACCAGAUUCCCCAACUAUCUGGGUCAUCAGUCUCAGAAGGAGACGUCAGUCAGCUGGGAGUCGUCGCUCUUUCCUGCACUAGUUCAGACAAACUGCUACAAAUAUCUCAUGUUCUUCGCAUGUACGGUGCUUGUGCCAAUGUGUGAUCCAUUAACACAGCAGAGAGUGCCGCCCUGCAGGUCUCUGUGUAGGAAUUCAAAGGAGCGUUGUGAGUCAGUGCUAGGAAUUGUGGGAUUGCAGUGGCCUGAGGAUACAGAUUGUGCUCAGUUUCCAGAGGAAGGUCAAGCAAACAGUUCCUGUUUACUUCCUGACCCGGAUGUGAACGAGUGCUCUCCCAGUCACUUCAAGUGUCGCUCGGGACGAUGCGUCCUCUCAUCCAAACGCUGUGAUGGACACACAGACUGUGAUGACGACAGCGAUGAGGAAACAUGCGGCUGUGUGGAGCGGGGCUUGUGGGAAUGUCCCGGAGACAAAACCUGCAUCCAUCACAACAUGAUCUGUGACGGGUUUCCUGACUGCAGCCAACAGGAAGACGAGAAGAACUGCUCCGCAUGCAGCAGUCAUGAGCUGGAGUGUAAUAAUCAUCAGUGUGUUCACCGAUCGCUGUGGUGUGACGGCAGGAGACACUGCUCUGACAGCUCAGACGAGUGGAACUGCGUGUCUCUGUCUGACGAGGGUUUGGUGCUGGUGUAUAAGGCCGGGUUGGAGUAUCAGGUGUGCGCGGAUGGAUGGAGCUCAAACCUCAGCAGCAUCACAUGUACACAGAUGGGUUUAGGUUCCUCUCUCUCUGCAGACGCAGUGCUGGACGUGUCGUCUGCUGCGGGACGGAGGCGCUGGCUGCAUGUCGACCCAGAAUGGAGUCCACAGAACAUGUUUCCUCUACAGGGCUUGCUGGAAAAGCGAGGGCAGAGCUGUCCAUCAUACAAGAAGAUCUCACUGCAGUGUACAAGAGACGAAUGUGGCCGCCGCCCUGCUGCGCGGAUGGUGAAGAGGAUUCUGGGAGGCCGCACGAGUCGCCCGGGCCGGUGGCCGUGGCAGUGCUCACUGCAGAGUGAUCCCAGCGGACACAUCUGUGGCUGUGUGCUCAUUGGGAACAAGUGGGCUCUUACUGUAGCUCACUGCUUUGAGGGGCGUGAGAGCGCAGACGCGUGGAAGGUGGUUCUUGGGAUUAAUAAUCUGGAUCAUCCUUCUCCACACAUGCAAACGCGGCGAGUCAGAAGCAUCAUCGUUCACUCGCGCUACAAUCGCGCGGUCGUGGACUAUGACAUCAGCGUGGUGGAGCUGGAGUCGGAGGUGCAGGUGACCAGUUACGUGCGACCCGUCUGUCUGCCGCGCCGCGGACAGCUGCCCAAAGCCGACCAGUACUGCCACAUCACGGGCUGGGGACACGUGGGGAACAGAAUGCCGUUUAAGCUGCAGGAGGGAGAGGUGCGGAUCAUCUCCGUCUCUCAGUGUCAGUCUUACUUCGACAUGAAGACCAUCACGUCACGGAUGCUCUGCGCCGGAUACGAGGCGGGAACCAUCGACUCCUGCAUGGGUGACAGCGGCGGUCCGCUGGUCUGUGAGGAGGACGACGGCCGCUGGUCUCUGUACGGUUUGACCUCCUGGGGCUCCGUGUGUUUCUCUAAGGUCCUGGGCCCCGGCGUCUACGCCAAUGUGACUCACUUCACUGAGUGGAUCGAGAGACAGAUUUACCUGCGCACGUUUAGCCUGCUGUAGGUGAACACACACACACACACACACACACACACACACACACACGCACAGCUGGAGACGGACCGUGAACCUGCUACACUGAUCAUUCCACGUGUGAGUGUGUGCCACUCGUUUUGGACUGUAUGACAAGCACGUCUCAUGCUACAAGCUUCACACGUCCUCAUGUUACCGUGGCAGUAAUGACUCACGCACUCAAGGGGGCGACAGUUUCCUUCAGACGUCUGUCAUUAAACCAGAUGUGUUUCUAUUCAGGCAGCUGCUAUAAACAUGUCGACAGUUCAACCAGAUUCUCUUCCACUGUUGCUCUGCGUUGACUGCUGAAAGAGAAACUGACCGAGAGCGUUUGUGCUAAUGCUUCAGCGCCCGUUACAUGCUUGAGAACAUGAACUCAAGCUGCAGUUGGGCGUUUGUGUUCUUCUGACGCAACAAUGAAUGUCAGCGAGCUUCACGUUCAGGCCUGUAUGAUCUGUCACGUUAUCCAGAAACAGAGAAUCUCCCUUAUAAACACCACAGACUGAUACACGGACAGUGCGUGCGAGUGUGUGUGUGUGAGUGUGUGCGCGCGUGUGUGUGAGUGUGUGUGCGUGUGUGUGUGCGUGUGUGUGUGCGCGUGUGUGUGUGUGUGUGUUUGGUCUGUUUCACACAUCCUGUAUCUGCAGCACAUCAGUAGACACACGUUCGCUUUCACACUGACACAUUUCUGUUGUUACUACAUUUAUAAACAGCCAUAAUGAAAUAUAUAUUGAUAAUUGUUAUAACUUUGAUUGUCCUGAAAUCAGUUUACAUGAUAGAUGAACAGCCUUCCUGUAGCUCAAACAGUAGAGCACGGCGCUCGCAACGCAAAGGUCAUGGGUUCGAUUCCCAGGGGAAGCAAGAGCUGAAAGAAAAGUGCAGCUUGAAUCUAAUCGAAGUCGCUUAAAGCGUUUGCCAAAUGCAGAAAUGUAAAUGUUAAUCUAUCAAUAAUCUACCCGAGAGUCAAAGCGCAGCUGUAAACUGAGUAGAGUUUGUGUCUGUAGACGUCUAGUGUUUUCACUCUAGUGUUUUAUCAUGCUUCAUAAAGCCCUAUUGUUGUAGAUAAACGGGUCCAUUUUCAGCGUGUUUUCUGUUGCGCGGCUCAAACAGGCUUGUGUGUGUUAACACUGCCACUGAAACGAAUACGUGCUGCUGGUGCGAGAUGUGCGAAACAGGCUUCACGAUUUCACACCAGGUCAAAGGGCUCCUGCUGCUCACCUUCCUUUCCUCUGCAUUUUCUCUGCUGCUAUUGGUUGGUUCUGUAAAUGGGCAGGACCUUCAAAAACCUCUCAACCAAUGAUCUUCUAUGUUGGUUUGUGUAGUUAAUGACAUCAGUGUGUUUUCCCUUCAGUGUGUUAAACGUGUUUGUCGUAGUAAUAUUCUCUUCACUGUGUCACAGAGCUUCUGCCUUUUAGUGCAACAUUCCGUCGGUUUUCAUUUUUAAAGAAUAUUUUUCUACUGAUUUUGUGCAUAAAGCAGUAAACCUGAACUCUGAUGUACUAUGUUUUUAAUGCUCUGUAAAUACAGUUCACGUUUGUGUAAAAAUGUGCAUUAAAGAUUUAUAUCCAUUACAUUAA
This is a messenger RNA of Megalobrama amblycephala (Wuchang bream), 5005 nucleotides long. RefSeq names its product corin, serine peptidase (gene corin). The coding region runs from base 300 to 3419 and encodes 1039 amino acids. Gene Ontology annotation, cellular component: membrane. NCBI's taxonomy places the organism in Eukaryota, Metazoa, Chordata, Actinopteri, Cypriniformes, Xenocyprididae. Gene Ontology annotation, biological process: acrosome reaction; proteolysis. The transcript is spliced from 23 exons. Gene Ontology annotation, molecular function: serine-type endopeptidase activity; protein binding. The record is from RefSeq and is a predicted model, not a curated record.